Messenger RNA from Candidozyma duobushaemuli, 378 nucleotides. RefSeq names its product cyanamide hydratase. The record is from RefSeq and is a predicted model, not a curated record. Bases 1 to 378 code for a protein of 125 amino acids. The transcript has a single exon. NCBI's taxonomy places the organism in Eukaryota, Fungi, Ascomycota, Pichiomycetes, Serinales, Metschnikowiaceae.
AUGUCCUUCGAGUUUUACGGUGGCUUUAUAGCAAAAGAAUUCAUCGAGGAAGAAGCCAAGGAUAAGACAUUUGCGGAAGCAGUGUGUGAAGCCGUCAUUCGUCACCAAGACAUUGGCGAUAGUGGAAACAUCACAACCUUAGGUUUAAUUCUUCAGAUAGCCACCAUCUUGGAUAAUGUGGGCAAGCAUACUCAAUACAUCCACCCUGAAACGUUGAAUUAUGCCAACAAAAAGUACAGUCGCGAGGGUUGGUUAGCGUGUUUUGCUGCCUCGACAGAUAACGAAAAUGCCAAGAAGCCAUGGGGCCAUACAAGCAAGCUUGGAGUUCCUGAUUUCAGCGAGGCGAUUCUCGCCAAUCCUGUUCAAUACACCCAGUAA